Molecule: messenger RNA, 390 nt
Organism: Nannizzia gypsea CBS 118893
Lineage: Eukaryota; Fungi; Ascomycota; Eurotiomycetes; Onygenales; Arthrodermataceae
Exons: 2
Coding region: 1-390 (129 amino acids)
Source: RefSeq, a predicted model, not a curated record
AUGUCUCGCCAGGAGAAAAUGACUGCUCAGAUGUGUCAUCCCCCAGCCAAAUCGACCGUUACGAAGGCAACAGCCGACCAUUCAAGCGUGUCGUCAGCGGAUUCUCCGGCUUCAACAGAUGCCACGAGUGUGUCCUUGACUGAACCUGUGUCGCUAAAGAUAACCUCAAACCUCUUACACAAGUCGCCCCUCCCGAUCCCCUCAGCAGAGCUUCAAGACAAGAAAGCUCCUACCCGGUUUGAUAAAAUGUUGGACGACCUGAAAAAUAAAAGCCCGGAGGAGCUCGCUGCGUAUCUACAGAAGUAUGGCCCAAAGAUUGUCCGCGAGGGUGACCCUAUCCCUUACGAUACAGACGCAGAUAUCAAGUAUUCCAUGGGAGAGGAGUACUAA